CCAUAAUGCUUCACCGGGAACCCCAAGGCUCUUUGAAGAAAAUCGCACAGCUCCCUCGCCACCUGUGCUUACAUCUCCUUUAAUAUAUGGUUCAUCGGCGUGCCUCUGGCCUUUUGCUGGAACUCUUCGAUCUCAAAAGCUAGAACACUCAGGCUAAUCCGGUAAGACCGCCUGGGGAGGCGUGGCUUCGGGACCGGAAGAAGCUCCCGUUGCCAAGGGAACGUCGCCUGCCCGGGCGCCUGCUCAGCCACUGAUGCUCCGGCUGAUGCAGACGCUGCCAGUUCUCCCAACUUGUGGAGGCGUCUUUGCUCAGUACCAGGGAUCCUCCCUGUGGAGGCAUAGAGAAGAAGGCUGAGGGACUUCCGCACCAGAUUUCCAUCCCAGAGACGGAUACGAGUGAGUGUGUCUGUUCCUGUUUUUCACCAGUUCCUGGGCUCGCAGGAUUAACCUCAAAAGCCAGCUGGUUUGUAAAUAUUUGAAUCAUAUUAUGGGAUUGCUAGAUAAACUCUCAGGCUUGCUCGGCCUAAGGAAGAAGGAAGUUCAUGUUUUGUGCCUUGGGCUGGAUAAUAGCGGGAAAACAACAAUCAUUAACAAACUUAAGCCUUCAAAUGCUCAAUCUCAAGAUAUAGUUCCAACCAUAGGAUUCAGCAUAGAGAAAUUCAAAUCAUCCAGUUUAUCUUUUACAGUGUUUGACAUGUCAGGUCAAGGAAGAUACAGAAAUCUCUGGGAACACUACUAUAAAGAAGGACAAGCCAUUAUUUUUGUCAUUGAUAGUAGUGAUAGAUUAAGAAUGGUUGUGGCCAAAGAAGAACUUGAUACUCUUCUGAAUCAUCCAGAUAUUAAACAUCGUCGAAUUCCAAUCUUAUUCUUUGCAAACAAAAUGGAUCUUAGAGAUGCAGUGACAUCUGUAAAAGUGUCUCAAUUGCUGUGUUUAGAGAACAUCAAAGAUAAACCAUGGCACAUUUGUGCUAGUGAUGCCAUAAAAGGAGAAGGAUUGCAAGAAGGUGUAGACUGGCUUCAAGAAAAAACAGUACAAUCAGAUCCAGGCUGCGAAGACAUGAAAAGAUAAUAUUUGGACUCCCCAGCAAUUUUCAGUUUAAGGAAUAAUAUCUAAGGCAAAUUGAAUACUUUAAAUUUUUUAAAAGAGAUCUGUAUGUCUAAGAAUACUUUAUAAUCUUCUGCUUGUAUUUUUGGACUCUGAAUGAGCUUUUUAAGAAUGUAGGACUUCAGGUAUGCUAAUCUGGCCGUUAAUUAUUUGAACACUAAGUCUUCCCACAAAAGGGCUCCCUAGAAUUAUCAACUUCUUAGUAAAGCUCUGCAUCUGAUUAGAAUGUUUAAAAGUCAGAGUUAUACGCCAUCUCAAUCUCCCAUCAUGAUUUAUGAUAUCUUUAAUGUGUUUUAUUUUUUAAAUUGUCUUUUUAAAAAUUUAGUUUAUGGUAUGACUUUGCAGUAUGAAUUGUGCUUGUGAAAAAGAACUUUGAAUAUUUAUAAGAGACUGUGGGUAAUUAAUAUAUAGUAAAUUUUUACUAUGUGUCAUCAUCAAUAAAACAUAAAAUGUAAUGUACUAACUAGUAGUGUGCUUUUCUUUAUGCUGAAAAGAAUAAUGCUGUGUUAAUAUGAUAUUUGGUGUUUUACUGUCAAACAUUUGUAAAUGAUUUGAGGCCAUUAACUUGGCUUAUUUAUUUAUUUGGAUUAUUGAAUUUAUUUAUUCAAUGUAUGUUGAACAUCUCUACGUCUAUUAGUCAGUCAUAGUCCUGGGCACUGGUGAUUCUAUUAUUUUGUUUUAUAGAUUAGGAAACUGAGGCCUUAAAAUUUUAGGUUAUGUAAUUUGCCAGAGGUCACAGAGCUAUUAAUAUUAAUAAUAAAUGGUGGUACUGGGAUUCAGAGCCAAGCAAUCUGUUUAAUAUGGAUGAUUCAAGGGACAAGAGUAUGAUGUAUGUUAGAAAUAUAGAUGUAUCUGUCAGAAGAAUAACUAAAGUGAUUGCAAAGGCUCUUAAUGGGGAAGGAAACCAGAGGUGUGGUAGUGGGAAGAUCAGAGACAGGGACAACUGAGGUUUUUUUCUUUGUUUUUGUUUUUAUUUUAAGGCUAUUAACACUAUUCAAAUUUUAAACUCUGGACAUAAAUGACUUUGAUAAAAAUAAUUCUUGAAACUAUUUUGAUAACUAAGAUAGUAUUCCUCAAAGUAUAGUAACUCAUACCUAUACAAAUAUUUAGAAGAAAGAGAAGUUCUGUCUUUUCCCUUUGUUUCCAUGAUCACCAAGAUCUAGUUUAUAGUCUAUAAACAUCUAUUCCUACUCUACAUUUCCAUGUAAAGAUUAUAUAAAUGUAAGUUGGGCAACAAUGUAGUCACAGGAUCCAUUUUAUUUGUCUUUAGCAUGUUAUACAAUUAAAAUGCAUUUUAUUAAAGCUGAAGCAAGUAUUUUUUCAUGUUUAGAAUCACUGUUAUAAAGUUUAGU
Messenger RNA from Microcebus murinus (gray mouse lemur), 2457 nucleotides. The record is from RefSeq and is a predicted model, not a curated record. NCBI's taxonomy places the organism in Eukaryota, Metazoa, Chordata, Mammalia, Primates, Cheirogaleidae.